AUGAGCGAAUUCGACAAACAAUUUAAAGCAUAUAAAGCAGAUUUUGAUAAAAUUACUAAGCGAAUUGUACAAAAUAUACCGUUAUCUUCGAAUGCGAAAAAAUCAAACGAAUACAAAUAUUCGCUCAUUACAGCCUACAAUAAUAUUUUACUGCUAGUUAUUGGCAAUAGUUCGGCUCAUACCCGUGAUCACAAGGAAGUGCAGGGUAAAUUAGCCCGUUGCAAGCUCGAAGGCAAAGCACGUGAAGCAAUUCCAACCGAAGUUAACUCUGUUAGACAAAUAAAAGAUGCGUUGAGAAACAGAAUAAAACCAGACAACUCGAAAGUUGUAGCUGGGAAAAUUGCAUCUUUACAUGUCACAAGUAACAAUUAUACGGAAUUUGCUAAGCGUGUCGAGGGGCUUUCGGACGCAUUAGAGCGUUCUUUGAUCAUUGAAGGUAUGACACAAUCGAAGGCCCAUGAAAUGGCAGUCGAGCAAACAGUUAACGUUUGUAGACUUAAUACUCGGUCGGAUUUGGUCAAAUCAAUUUUAUCGUCAACUACCUUCAGUGAUUCAAAAGAAGUAGUGGCAAAAAUGAUAGUCGAACAAAAUAAUCAAGUGAAAGAGCCUCAAGUGUACAAUAAUAACGCUAAUAACAGUAGGUACAGCAAUAACGGUUCAAGGCAUAACGGUAACAAUUUCAACAAUAAUAGUAAUCGGUCAUCAAACAACAACAAUCGAAACAAUAACAGUAAUAGACGUUCAAAUUCACGCAGUGAUGCUAAUGUGCGCGCUUUAAACGCCCACGCCCCUCAGGAGCGAACACUGUGGGCGGAAGAAAUGGACAACUAA
Molecule: messenger RNA, 831 nt
Organism: Rhagoletis zephyria (snowberry fruit fly)
Lineage: Eukaryota; Metazoa; Arthropoda; Insecta; Diptera; Tephritidae
Product: hybrid signal transduction histidine kinase E-like
Source: RefSeq, a predicted model, not a curated record